GGUACACCCGGAAUCAUGCUAGUUGACUUUGACUGGGCAGGUGUACCUGAGGAAGUACGAUAUCCAAUGAACGUGAACAAUGAAGAAAUCAAGCGACCUUCCGGAGUGGAUGAUGGCGAGCUUAUCCUGGCCCAGCAUGAUUUAGAUAUGAUUGAUUAUAUGUAUCUGCCUGUGUAA
This is a messenger RNA of Cantharellus anzutake, 177 nucleotides long. RefSeq lists its product as uncharacterized. The annotation marks the transcript as partial. The record is from RefSeq and is a predicted model, not a curated record. The transcript has a single exon. NCBI's taxonomy places the organism in Eukaryota, Fungi, Basidiomycota, Agaricomycetes, Cantharellales, Hydnaceae.